This is a messenger RNA of Aspergillus pseudotamarii, 645 nucleotides long. Its product is annotated as DNA replication protein PSF1. The record is from RefSeq and is a predicted model, not a curated record. Bases 1 to 645 code for a protein of 214 amino acids. The transcript is spliced from 3 exons. Lineage: Eukaryota; Fungi; Ascomycota; Eurotiomycetes; Eurotiales; Aspergillaceae. Gene Ontology annotation, biological process: DNA strand elongation involved in mitotic DNA replication; DNA replication. Gene Ontology annotation, cellular component: GINS complex.
AUGUAUGGUGAACUCGGCAACAAAUUAGUCCAACACGCCAAACGCACCCAAUCCCUCGCCCACCUGCCCCCCUACCAAACCGAACUCGUUCGCUCCGUCGCCCGCGAAGUCCGCGAUCUCGACCGUGAUGUCAACCACCUCCUAACCCCCUUCUCCGGCUCCUUCGACCCCUCCCAACAGCCUGCAGUCGCAUGUGCCCUUCUAGUCGACCACCUCUGUAUGCGCCGCAACAAGCGCUGUCUCCUCGCAUACCACCGCGUGCGCACCGAAAAGCUCGAAGAGCUCUGCUGGACGGGCAUCGAUGUGCUCGAGCAGCAGGCACCCCCAGCCGCGGAGGACGGUACCCAGCCUGUUGCGAGCUCGCAGAGCGGGAAUCAUAGCUCGUUGAGUCCCGAAGAGGAAGAGUAUUUUCGGCAGUAUAGUGAUUUGUUGGCGGCGUAUAAGGGACAGUGGACUGAUGUUGAUCUUACGGGGGCGUUGGAGCCGCCCAAGGAUUUGUUUAUUGAUGUUCGGGUCCUUAAGGAUGCCGGGGAGAUUCAGACGGAGUAUGGGGUUAUUAAUUUGACGAAGAACAGUCAGUUGUACGUGCGGCAGGGGGAUGUGGAACGAUUGAUUGCGCAGGGGUUCUUGGAGCGGUUGAGUUGA